AUGACAUCUUACAAAACCAGUUUAACAGAAUUGGAUUCUAAAGAUGGUACUUUAGAUUUAAAUCCAUUACUUAAGAAUGUUAAAUCAUCAUAAUUAUAAAUUUACUUGAAGAAGAUCAUUCAACAAUAAAGUGAAAAGAUUUAAUAGAGUUCAACAUUACCAAACAGAUAGAUGGCAAUAGAUUUAUAAUUAUGGUUUGAUUAUAUGAUUAAAAAAGUAAAAUAAUCAGUCAUGCUAGAAAAUAGUAAUACUUAAUCUAUUGCUGAAGAGAUUUCUCUUAUAUAUUCAUCAUGUUUAAAAGAGAUUAUUAGAUAAGUGUCUUUGGAUUGUAAAGAGCGUGGAUAAUUACUUGAAAAAGUAUGGAAUUCUUAUAUUGUUUUAAUUGAUGAUUUAAUUUAAAAUAUUAAUAAAACUAAUUAAGAACACCUUGAAAACUUAAAAAACAUUUAAUAAUAAUAAUUAUUAAAUUAAACUCAAAAAAGUUAUCACUAAUAAUAUAUAACUUUAAAAUAAGAAUUCUAAUAAUUUUAAAUAGAAAAAGAAACUUUAGAAAAGAAAAAUAUUUUUUUAGAAGAUAAAAUUAAAAAACAAAAAGAAGAAAUUACAUUGCUUUAUUAAAAUAUAGAAUAAAUCACAGAACAAUAAAAGAAAUAUUAACAUAAUCAUACUCAUUCCAAUGAUAUCAUAACAUAAUUACCUACUGGAUUCUCUAAUGUGUAACUUAAACAUUUACAAAGUAUUUAAGAAGGAAAGUCUAUAGUUUCUCAUAUUAUGACAAAAAAAGCUUAAAUUCCUAUUCAACUUAAAAAUAAAAGUUUGUCUCCUAUUUAAAUUGUUAAGACAUCAGAUGAUGAAUAAAGCAAAACUCCACUAUCUUAAUUACAACUUGAAUUUGAUAAUAUGGAUGAUUCUUAAUUGAUUAAGAUACAAAAAUAUCAUAGAAAAUCAAAUAUGAUAUAAAAUGUAAUCUUAGAUGAAAGUAUCUAUCUAUUUAUAUUAUUUUAGAAUAAAUAUAAACAGAUAAAAUGAUUUAUAGUAACAUUCCUAUAUUGAAUGAAUUCAUUCAUAAUUUCAUUAAUCAUGGUAUUUAAGCUAUUUUUGAUGAAGUCAAAGAGGAUGAAUAUAGAGAAUCAAUUUCAAUUGUAAGAUAUGCAACCUCUAUUUCUAUUGCUUAAGAAGAUUUUGUUAUUGAAACUUUAAAUAAAUCAAAAAUUAAAUAAAAAGUUUAUGAAGAAUUAUAAUAGUAUCUUACUAAACUUAAUGAUAAAUAUUAAGAAUUCCAAUCAAAAAGUAUAGAAUAAAUGUUGAAAAUAAAGGAACAUUAAGUUGUUGCUUAGAAUUUAGAAUAAAAUUUAAAAGAAGCAACUUAAGAUUUUGUAGAAAUUCUUAAAGAAAAAUAAUAAACUAUUAAAAGUCUAAAACAUGGAUAAACUUUAUUAUUAAAAAAGAUCAAUUCAAUUAGUUAAGAUUAAUUAUCAUCUAAAAGAUCUCCAUAAUUUGCAUCUCCAAAUAGAAAGACACCUAAUUUUAAACAUACUUUCGAUUUCAAUAAAGAAGCUAUAUCUAAAGAAUUUGAUGUAAUUAAGGUAGAGGAAGAUAAUGAUAAUAGUUCAAUUAAAUCUGAUGAAAAAGAUAAAAUUAAUUAGACAUUUCAAAUAAAUAAUAAUGAAGUAUUGCAUUUAAAUGUACUUGAAGAUCAAGAUGAAUAUGAUGAUGGGUAAAUAUAAAUAGAAGAAAAAUAAGAUUUAAAUUAAGAUAUAUCAAUUAAUGAUGAGAAUACAUUAAAUGAUUAAAAAUCUGAAAUUACAUAAUCUUAAUAAUUAGAUUUAUAAUUAGAUAGUAAAAAAGUAGAUGAAAAUAGAUUAAGUAAUGUUAAAGAUUUAAUUUAAAAAUUUGGAUUGUAAAGACAAUCUACAAAGAAAUUUACUAAACCUCUUUAAAUGAGAAUGUCUUUGUUAAGUGAACUUAAAUAAGAUAAAAAAAAAGUGAAACGUAUUUAUAGUUAAAAUACAGAUGCUGCUAAUUAAUUAAUGAAAGAAUUGAUAGCAAAGACACCUACUAAAAAAAGUGUAAGAAUUCCAAUAAUUCCAAUUAUAUAGUUAUUAAAAAUAUUUUAUACACUUAUUUUAGAUGCAUCUAAAAAUCCAGAGGGUUAUAAAAUUCCUCUUCAUAUUAGUAUUUAUGAUUAUUUUCUUAAGAAAUAUGGUUUUAAAAAUGUUGCUGAAAAGAAAAUAAAAUAAAUUUUUUAAUUUAUAUGUAGUAAAAUGGAAAUUCAACCUAAAAUGUAAUUUAUGGCUAGACUUUGUUAUAUGCAUGGAGAAAUGGAUGAAGCUAUUUAUAAAUAGAUAGUUGAAACAGUGAAAUAUUUUAAUAAUAAAGAAGUUAAUUUUCAUAAGAAUGAUUUAAUUAUUCAAUAUGAUUUAAUGACAGAAUAUUGUAAUGAAUUUCUAGCCAACUUUCUUGGAUAAAAUACUGUCAAUUAAUAUCUUAAUUCAUUAAAAAAUAAGAAAGAAAUAUUAUUUGAAUCAGAAAUGAUUACAAUAUUGAAUUUAUAUUUUUCAAAAAAGAAAUAGUGUGAAGAUUCAUUAUAACUUAUAUUUUAGGCUGCUGAUCUAGAUGGUAAUUAAUUAAUAGAAUUUUCUGAAUUUAAAACUUUAUAUAAAGCAAUUCAUCCUGAUCUUUAUAAUAAAACAAAGGCUUUGCAUUAAUUUAUUACAUUUGCAGAUUUUAUAGAUGAAAAUACUAAAGAUAAAAUGAUUACUUUAGAUAGAUUUGCAGAAAUGGCAAUAGAAUUGAAUUUAUUUAAUAAAGAAAAAAUAAAUUAAUAUGGUUAAGGUAGUCAAUCAUUAAUUCAUGAAUGGAAUGAAAAUAAAAAUUUGAUUAAAUAUCGAUAUUUAGUUUCCAAUAAUUAUCAUAAAGUCAAAUAUACAUUUAAUUUAUUAACAGAGUAAAUUUAAUUGCAUAUGCAAAAAUAAUGUUGUAGUCAUUCAAUUUAAAGUAUAAUAUACAAUUAUAUAAUCAGUUCUUUGGGUUAGCUAUAAAUUAUUAUUUGAGAGAUCUCAGAGAGUUAUUUUAAAGUAAUUAUCUAUAAUUUAUAAAUUUUUAGUUAUGAAUUAAAAUAACUUAUGGAUGAAUUUGUUCCUUAAGAAUUUGUUUAAAUAACAUAAAUUCAUAAUGCAAUAGCAGAAAUAAAUUUAUGA
Messenger RNA from Paramecium pentaurelia, 3200 nucleotides. The record is from the annotation of a GenBank genome assembly. NCBI's taxonomy places the organism in Eukaryota, Ciliophora, Oligohymenophorea, Peniculida, Parameciidae.